This is a messenger RNA of Topomyia yanbarensis, 2910 nucleotides long. RefSeq lists its product as uncharacterized. Lineage: Eukaryota; Metazoa; Arthropoda; Insecta; Diptera; Culicidae. Bases 1 to 2910 code for a protein of 969 amino acids. The transcript is spliced from 3 exons. The record is from RefSeq and is a predicted model, not a curated record.
AUGUCAAAAUCAACAGCGUCUAAAAAAGGAUCAGCAUUGCGAACCGUCACUACGCGUCUGAAGGGUCUACAGACAUCAUUCGACAACAUACACAGCUUUGUGGAACGAUUCAACGAACAUGUCACAGCGAGUGAUGUACAAGUGCGUUUGGAACGCCUCGACAUCCUGUGGGAGCAAAUCAACGACACCAUCAAUGAGGUCUUAUCGCACAGUGACUUUCAUACGGACCCAUCGUCAAUAAUGGAGGAGCGGAGCCUGUACGAAAACCAGUUUUACGAUGACAAAUCAUUCCUCAUGGAUAAGCAUAAAAUGUUGCAGGACACACCAAUUCUGGAUCAAACCACUCGCACAAACACCUCCUUUUCUCAUGGUUCUACUCCGCAUGUCCGUCUUCCGCAAAUAACGCUGCCAAAAUUUAGCGGGAAUAUCGAUGAAUGGAUUAGUUUUAGAGACCUGUACACUUCCUUGAUUCAUUGGCAGGCGGAUUUGCCUGAUGUAGAAAAGCUGCAUUAUUUACGUAGUCAGUUGCAGGGUGAGGCAUUGUCUGUAAUCGAAGCACUACCGAUCACCUCUGCAAACUAUAUAACAGCAUGGGAACUCCUAGUUAAAAGGUACUCCAACCUCAAGGUCAUCAAGCGGAAACAGAUUCAGGGCAUUUUCGAUUUGCAAUUGUUAAAGAAGGAGUCAGCUGGAGAGUUGCACACGUUGCUGGAAAACUUCGAAAGAAUUCUUAAAACAUUAGAUCAGUUGGUACAGCCCGCCGACUAUAAGGAUCUUUUGCUCUUGCAUAUUCUAAGUUCAAAACUAGAUAGCAGCACUCGUAGGAGUUGGGAAGAGCAUACUUCAUCGAAGGACUCGGAGUCGCUCAAGGAUCUCACCGACUUUCUGGCUCAUCGGGUACGUGUGCUAGAAGCGUUGCCAUCCAAAGGGUUGGACCAGCGGCAUGACACCUCACAACCAAUGUAUAAGCAGCGCCCGUCUCAACAGCCACGUGCCAGUUAUAGCGCUGUUCAGCAGACCAGUUUUAGAUGUUCGGUUUGUUCAGAAAAUCACCCGCUAUAUAAAUGUACGGUCUUCGGGCAAAUGGCAGUUUCAGAAAGAGAAGGUGUGCUGCGAACUCACGCUCUGUGUCGAAACUGUUUCCACAAAGGCCACCAAGCUAAGGACUGUAAUUCAAAAGUGUCAUGCAGGAAAUGCAAGGCCCGUCAUCACACCAUGGUAUGCUUCAAGGCGCAUAGCGAUAGUAGAACGAAGAAUAAUGCAGAGUCUGAGGACGUGGCCUCCGGAAAAUCGGACUCAGGGGACGCUUCAGAAACAAGGCUAGCUCAUGUGGCGGUCGAUAGCAGUGUGCUUUCUGCUACCUGCAGCUCACGGAUUCCUACACCAAGGGUUUUGUUAGCAACUGCGAUGAUAACGAUAAAGGACGAUGCGGAAGUCAGCAUUACUGCAAGGGCAUUACUUGACUCAGGGUCUCAAUGCAAUUUCGUUUCUCGUCGCCUUUGUCAACGAUUUAAACUUCAGCAAAACAGGGUGCAGGUCCCUGUGGUAGGAAUUGGUCAAUCGGAAAUAAUGGCCAAAUACGAAGUUCAGUUGACUAUUUCAUCCAGAACUCAGGACUUCACCAAAUCACUGGCAUUACUGGUACUUCCAAAAAUCACGGUGAAACUUCCCAUUUCGGACAUUGAUAUAAAUGGAUGGAAUAUUCCUACGCAUCUGAAGCUUUCCGAUUCGGAGUUUAAUCGAUCCAAGCCAGUCGAUUUAAUUUUAGGCGGUGGUUCGUUUUUCGAUUUCUUUAGUGUUGGACAGUCUAUUGAAUUGGGCGAACGGUUACCGAAACUGAUUGAUUCUGUCUUCGGUUGGGUUGUAGCUGGAGAGUACAACACACUAUCCUACAAUUCGCCCAGAGUCUGCAAUACGGCAACAACCGCAACUUUGGAGGAGCUUCUACCCCGAUUUUGGUCCUGCGAGGAGAUCGGGUUGGCUGAAAGGAUGUCACCACAAGAAGCACGAUGCGAAGAACAAUUUUCAAGUACAGUCAAAAGAGCUUUGGAUGGAAGGUAUAUAGUCACGUUACCGAAGGAUGAGAAGGUCAUUGCGAAACUAGGUGAAUCCAAGGAAACCGCAUUCAAAAGACUGCAAGGAUUGGAACGGCGUUUAGGAAAGGAUCCGAUUUUUCGGAAAAGAUACGACGAGUUCCUGAUGGAGUACCUGAAAUUGGGACAUAUGAAAAAGGUGAAUGUCAACGAAGAUUGUCAGAUCAAUCGAGUCUUCUUGCCACAUCACCCCGUCGUGAAAGAAAGCAGUACAACUACCAAAGUCAGGGUGGUCUUUGACGCAUCCUGUAAGACCGCUACAGGGAUUUCGUUGAAUGAUGGCUUGGUAGCUGGACCGGUCAUUCAGGAUGAUCUUCGCUCAAUAAUAUUUAGAUGUCGAACACGUCAGAUCAUGGUUAUUGCCGAUGUCGAAAAGAUGUUUCGUCAAGUUAUCGUAGCAUCGGAUGAUAGAUGGUUGCAGAACAUACUUUGGCGAUUCGAUUCGAAGGAACCCCCAUCCACGUACGAGCUGACAACGGUUACAUAUGGUACUAAACCGGCGCCAUACCUAGCUACUAGAGCCCUGCAACAACUAACGAUAGAUGAAGCACACAAAUACCCUCUUGCAUCUAAAUCUGCCCGAGAGGACGUGUAUAUGGAUGAUCUUAUUUCGGGAGCUGACGACAUGGAUUCGGCUUCCGAAUUAUGCAGACAACUAGUUUCUAUGAUGGAUAAAGGAGGAUUCCACCUUAGGAAAUGGGCCUCUAAUUGUCCUGCCGUUCUUCAGGACAUACCCAAGGAAGAUAUGGCGAUACAGAACACCGCAGUAGAGUUGGACCCUGAUCCGGAAUUCAUCAUACUGGAUCCUUCGCAGUAG